CUGGCGUGUGCGUGUCAGCGAACGCGAUGACGUAGCACGCAGUCCAUCUUCGGCCUGUACGGAGAGCUGAAUCCGGGAGCUCGAGUGUAGAACGGAGCCGGUCUUAGAGGCAUCACACCCGGAUUCGUUAUGAGUAAAAGGAAGGCCCCGCAAGAGUCACCGAACGAUGGGAUUACAGACUUCCUGACUGGUGAGAUGGGUGGAGGGGAUCCAGCGAGCUGGGCCUGGCCUGGCAUUGUAUGGACAGCCCUGCAUGGAGCACACACACCAUGAGCUGGACACCAAACCAUGCACUGCACUGUGCAAUACAUCUCAUGCACCAUCCACAUCCCCAGCACAGCACAGCAUGCAUCAUCCACAUCCCCAGCACAGCAUGCACAUCCACAUCCACAGCACAGCAUGCACCAUCCACAUCCCCAGCACAGCAUGCACAUCCACAUCCCCAGCAUGCACCAUCGCCAUCAUCAUCUGUGUUUAUUAAAGGGACACUGCACACACCAUAACCACUGCAGACAGGUGUAGUGGUUAUGAUGCAAAGACUCUGGGUGUAGUCCCUCAGGAGUUCGUCAAACUAUUUUCAGGUUUCUAUAGCCCUAAAGGGAAACCCUCACUUCUCGUUUUUUGUUUUUUUUUUAAAUUUGUGUUAACUUGUCAUAUAUAUAGAUAUAGAUAUAUAUUUGUGAUACAUAAUGAAUUCUUGUUUGCACGGUAGACUGCUUGAGGACUAUAAAAAAGAAAAUACAUACUUAAUCAGCAUAUUAAUAAAAAGAGGACAUCUUUCUAAAAUCAUCUUAAUGAAAAAUGUUUGCAGUAAUACAAGGAGCUUAUACUUGUAUAAAAAUAGCAAAAUGCACAAUAAAUUUGCCACUGGAUGGCAGUACACACACACAGAAAAUGUAUAAAGGCAGUUGCUUAUAUUAGAAACAAUGUAACUCAAAAUUUAAUGCAUUAGGCUUGCCAGAUCAUGGUUGUUGCAUUGUAGUGCAACCCUUAUUUUUGUGGAAAGUAUCAAAUUCUUUUAUCAUAAAUUGUGUGCUCUCAUUCUUUUCUACAUUUCAACAUUGAUGCUGUGUUUAGGAAUUACACACUGACAAUUUUAUUUAAUGUAUGUUCUGAUUUUUUUACUGCAUGCUUUUUUAUUUAGGUAACUUUCAUAGGAGACGUCUGCUUAGUUUUAGCUCUGCAUUUUAUCAAAUUGUUUGCAUUUGAGCAAUCGCCUGAGCAUCUUCUGUCCCUGUAUGUCCAAGCUGCCUUGUUGCAACUACUUGUUUGUUCGUCCACCUAUUGUACAGCGCUGCAAAAUUAGCCGUGCCCUAAAAGUAAUAAUCAUAGCUGACUGCAUGGUAAAGAUAUAUACUUAUAACACUCAUCUUUCUGCAUGUAUAUUUGCUUCCCUAUUCAUUGCCCAGAGCACCAUUGUAUGAAAAACUUUUGGUAUUCCAUAAUGUUUGUAUUUUUUUUAACCAAAACCCCACCACUUUCUAAAGAGUGCUUGCGGGUUUAAAUUACAAAAUAAAGGCUUGAGCUUACCUUUACUUUUUGUGUCUUUCCAGAGCUGGCUAAUUAUGAACGAAAUGUAAACAGAGCCAUCCAUAAGUACAAUGCAUACAGGUAUGUGUGUGUAUAUGGUUUGAUGUGCAGAUUCCAUGUAAAUUCGUUACUGAUGUCUCCGAUCUACAAAUGUAGUAGUAGUUUCUGUGUGUUGGAUUGAUCAUAUCAAAUUACAUAGCCCAUUGAUGAUAUUAUGAGUUCCCUGGCACGUCACCUGAUAAGGAGUGAAAGGGACUCAAACAGUUACAGAGCAUAUUUUCCCGGUUCAUCAUGAAAUGUGUUGUUCAAUGCAGUCUUCUUAUUAGUGUCUUGUGAUUUUAUAACUUUUUUUGUUUUGUUUUUUCAGAAAGGCAGCAUCUGUUAUUUCUAAAUACCCCACAAAAAUAAAGAGUGGUGCAGAAGCAAAAAAACUGGUGAGUACUGGCACUGACCUCUCCAAUACCCCUAAAGAAUUUGUGACAUUCUAUAUGAAACCAUUGACUAUAAACUUGGAGUGGCAGUAUGAAUCGAAAAUACGCUGUGAACAGAGUUUUUUUUUUUUUAAAGAAAGGGGAUUUAGAAACAAGAAUAGCCCUGUUUGUUUUUCGUGGAAAUCUUGAGGACAAGAGAUCUUUAAGAUUUACUUUUAUUUUGUAGGAUGGUGUCGGAGCCAAAAUAGCAGAGAAGAUUGAUGAGUUCCUGGCCACCGGAAAACUACGCAAAAUUGAAAAGGUAAAAUAUUCAAUCGGCAUUAUUUAGUAUUUCAGUGAUGGCUUUUAUACUACCUACCUCUGACCCCACCCAAAAUCUAUCUGCUAGUGUGUAUAUAUAUAUAUGCAUAUGUGUGUGUGUGUGUGUGUAUAUAUAUGUAUAUGUGUUCCUACAAUAUAAAUAUAUUUGGUAUAUGUUAUAUACUCCGUGGUACAGCAUUCAGUUGCAUUAAUCUUCUAUUUUAAUUUUUGCUUCUUCAAAAUAUGCAUUUAAAUGCUUUUGCUGCAUUUGAUUAGUAAAAUUACCACUUACCCUUGUAGAUACAGAGCAUUCCUAACUUGACUGUCACUUUUGAGAUACAGUGUAUGGUAUGACCACCACUCACUUUGCUUGACAACUGAUCAGGCCUGUCCUCUAGAGAGUGUUGUACUAUGCUACUUUAUGUGGUCAAUACGAACAUACAUUAUUUAUGCCUCUUUCUGGAGACUCUACCAAGGCUCUCUCUUUUCCUAUGCUCAAGGAGGCAUACGCUUUGGUUUGGAACCAAAUAGUUUGAUUGUUUCAUAUUUGAAAUAAUCCCUCCAUUUAACAAUGUAUUUUAAAAAUUUAACUCUCAUGCUAGGACUUUGAUAGAUAAAAAUGUAUUUAAGUAUGAUACAUGAGUAGUGUUAGUGUUUUCAACACUUAACAAAAUAAUCUGCCAACAAUGACUUGGUUAAGCAUUGAACAGAGCAAUGUGAAUUAAGGAUUGUAAAAUAAUUAGCUGUUUUCAUAUCUAGGUCAGCAUGUCUAAUGUUGUGCUAUAUCCUUUAUUCCGAAUACUUUUAAUUUCUAAAUUUUCACUCUAGAUUCGACAAGAUGAUACAAGUUCCUCAAUUAAUUUCCUAACAAGGGUCAGUGGUAUAGGGUAAGUAACCAUUUCUAACUUUUCACAUCUGCACAAAUUUAUCUGUUUCCAGGAUCACUUACCUGGCUAUUAAAAUAAAUAAAAAUAAGUCACUUUGGCUCCUAACUUAGUUUGGGAAGCUGUGAAAGUCUACACAUAGUGUUUUGCCAAACACUGCACAUUGAACAUAUUUUAGGUUUGUAUUAUAUUACAAAAAUAUAUAUGUGUUCUUUCUCAACUUGGUUAAAUCCUAACAGCAGUCACAAAUGAUGGCUGUGGGAUUCAGGCUUUGUUUAUUGAGGGUCUCUUACAGUUCUCCAUAGACCUCAGUGUUGUAGUUUUGCGAAUGCGCAAGAGUACAACACUGCUGUGGCUCCAGACAACUGAAGUGCCUUGAGCUGAAGAUGGCAUCUGCAAGGGACAGCCUGAGGUUAGUUAAAGUCACCAACCUCUGCUGCAUCCCACACCCACUUACCGGAUCUGUCCGUUUAAACUUUGAAGAGUUGAGUACAUUGUCAUUAGUUAUUUUUAUGUAAUAAACUUGAAGUGGCAUUUUAUAUCUCCUUAAGUCUACUAAAAGCCAGCCUCAGGCUGUCAAAUGUUUGUUCACUUGUGAAUAGUCGUUCUAAGUAUUGGAAUGUUUAACCAUAUGGCCAUUCUUUACGAAGGAAAAAGAAUGAGAAUUUAAUGUUAAAUAAUUGACUCUCAUAUUCCAUUUUGUGUUAUAUUUAACAGGCCGGCUGCUGCUCGGAAACUGGUGGAAGAAGGAAUUAAGACAUUGGAAGGUAUUUUGAUAUUGUUUCUAUCCCUUGUAUGAUAACUGGACUUCAUACAAUUCACGUGUUAUCUUUGCAUGUUGCUGGUAAAAUAAAAUAAUAUAUUUAAUGAUGACUGCAUUUGCUUCUGCAAGACAGCAACUAUAAAAUGAUGUGACUGGUUAUGCACAUAGCUACCUGCCACCAAAUAUUGCAGAUUAUUGCCAAUGAUUCAUGGAGAUUGCAGUAUUUGGACACAUCCUUAAAGGACCACUCUAGGCACCCAGACCACUUCAGCUUAAUGAAGUGGUCUGGGUGCCUGGUUCAGCUAGGAUUUACCCAUUUUUUUUAUAAACAUAGCAGUUUCAGAGAAACUGCUAUGUUUACAAAUGGGUUAAUCCUUCCUCCAAUUCCUCUAGCGGCUCUCUCAUUGACAGCCGCUAGAGGCGCUUGCGUGAUUCUCACUGUGAAAAUCACAGUGAGAGCACGCACGCGUCCAUAGGAAAGCAUUAUAAAUGCUUUCCCAUGCGACCGGCUGAAUGUGCGCGCAGCCAGCCGAAUGGGAGGAUCGAAGGAGGAAAGCUCCCCGCCCAGCACUGGAAAAAGGUACGUUUUUACCCCUUUCCUCUCCCCAGAGCCGUGUGGGAGGGGGACCCUGAGGGUGGGGGCACCUUCAGGGCACUAUAGUGCCAGGAAAACGAGUAUGUUUUCCUGGCACUUUAGUGGUCCUUUUAAGUGAAUGGCCAUGUUUGUAGUACUAAGGAGCUGGGCAGCAUGGCACAGGAAGCCCAUCAUUGUAAAGUAAAAUAACUUAUUAUAUAUAUGUUGGUUAUUUUGCUAGCACAAUGGCAAAAUAAACUUGGAUUGCUAAAAUGAUUUUGCUUUCUGGAUCUUUGACGCUUUAAUGAUUGUCCAAGCUGUUUCCCUUAAUAGUAAAAGUCUUUGGCUCGCUCUUCAGAGGCACACUUUAAACUCAAAGUAACAGGGUGAAGCUGGUGGAAGGACUAAAGACAGUCUGUACUUUUAUAAAACAGACUAAACUGUGCUGUGUAAUUGGGGGACAGAUUUUAAUGAUUUGAAAAAGGUAAAGUGUACACUCACACAUUUUUACUAUAAGGAAACAGAAGGAGAUAUAAAGCUGACAGACCAAGAGCCAUAUCAGAGAACCAUAUAUCAUAGAGAUUGUGUUUUGUUUUGUUUUCUUCUUUUCUUUCAUGUACGAUUUUUGCUUUAGGAGUAAAUAAAUUAUUAGGUGAUUUUGAUGUAAAUGUCACAUUUCCCUGUGCUCCGUUAAAAGCAUCUAUUUUUUUUAGACCUCCGGAACAAUGAACACAAAUUGAAUCAUCAUCAAAAGAUUGGUUUAAAGUGAGUAUUUGCCCAAGAGCUGCAAUGUGCUGUCUAAUGCAAAGAAUAGGAAGUGCAACAUACCCAGUACAGGCACAUUUAAUUAAUGAUACAGCUAUAAUAGAGAGAGAAGAGUUUAUAAUAAUUCAGACACUGACCAUUUUGUUUUCAAAUAUAUUGAGGAGAUGCUGAAGAGUUUAUAUGUUUUCUUCUCCUAGGUACUUUGAAGAUUUUGAAAUGCGCAUCCCUCGCAGCGAAAUGGUUCAGAUGCAGGUACAGCUUUGUUUUAUGAUCUCUCAUUAAAAAAAAAAAACGAAAAUGUGGGGGGGGUUAGCCGAGCUACUGAGCUGUCUGCUGCACUGUUACUUACAAGAGACGAAUAUAGCCCUAAUAAUCGAUUUCGGAUGAUACUCACGCAUCCCCCAACAGAGAAUACCAUGGGGCUUAAGCAUAAACGACGCCCACGCUUGGAGACGAACACACAGCCAGACAUCAGGCUCUCCUUUUGAGAGGCCUUCCCCGAUGGUGUCUUCCAAAAUCGCAUCCGAGGCCCAACACAGCCCAGAGCUCUUGGAGGAAGAGGAGCAUAGUUAAUCACCUGGUUCUGGCAGUGUUUACCACUCCUCAGGGUCUGACGAUAACUCCUCUCCCGCCACGAAGGGUGACAUCAAAAGGCUGCUAAUUGAUAUGAGGCACGUGUGGAAAGCAGAUCCCCAGACGACUCAGGCCGAGAUUGGUGAAGUCCAAAAAAAGAGUACAGGCAGUGGAGUAGAGGGAAAUCUCUAGACACACUCAACUCCAGGAGACUAAGAGUCAGCUAGAAAAGCUCAAAGGCCAGGUCCAACAGCUAAAUCAGGCGGUGGUCCUACUGGAGACCCGGCACUGAUGCCGAAAUGUAGGCAUAUGGGGAAUAGCCGAGGAGGUGGGAGGGGUGGAAUUGCUUUCGUUUGUGCGGAGCUUGAUCGCUUCUAUGGGUCUCAGAGAGAAUUCUAAUCUGUCAUAUAUCACAUCAUCUUUCUGCAUCCACAAGCCCGCAACCGCUCCUAUAGGAGCAGCUAGGGACAUAAUAGCUGUUACCAGAGACAUAACGAUGAGAUCUGCCAUAAUGAAUCGCUCCAGAAACAUGGGCACAUUGCUCUUUGAGGGGCAUUCUGCAACGCUUUACAGCGACCUUCCAUUCCCCGUUCUUACAGUAAAGAGAAAGUUGACUCUGGUUGCCAGGAGUCUAUAUAUGACCAUUCCAUUAAAUAUCGCUGGAGAGCGGAGGGAUUUCUGCUGAAAGUGCAGAAACACUCACUCACUCUUCCACUGACGACGCAGGAGCACUCUUUCGUACUUUGGGCCUAACGACCCUACCAAGAAAGGAAAAAGAAGCACUGGAGACAUUGCCACCAAGGGCCAAUAAUCCUGGAGAAGGCAACUCUAGACCUGUUAAGGGACUAGAUAGUGGUACCAUACGCAAGCUAUUUUCAAGGCCUUAGUGGGCCAAUAACAUCCAGGCCACUAUAGAUAGUUUUAUAGCAUGCGUUUUGGAAUAUCUGUGUGUGCAUAUAAUUUUACCCAUCACUUUACCAUAGGCAAUGUUAGCUAUCUCCUUGAGUUUUAAUCCACGUGUAAUGUUUAUAUUCUCUAUUCCCAUAACAUGUCUUGUAUUUUGAUUUUAACAUUCUCAGAUAUUGGCAAAGUUGUAUACUAAGUAUAUAAACACUAAUACAAUACAAAUAAAGUACAUUUUAAAAUUUAGAAGCAAUGCAACCUAGUCAAUUUUAGGGGAGAUACCUAAAUAGGUAGCCUAGCACUACACUAUUAGGAAUGUAUUUGUAUUCCCUACACCCUAGUGUUGCUUUAAUGAUUGUUGAAGUGGAUCGAGUCGAAUGCAUUGAACAGCAUUAUUAUCUUUUAAUGAUAUUUACCCUGCACCAUGGACAUAUGCCUGUGAUCAUCUUGGAUUAUAUUCUAGUAAUCAUCAUCUUGUUAAGUUUUAAAUGAGAAUGUAUACAUCAUAUGGUUUUGUUUCUUUUCCAUUGUAUUUAUAUGAGCACAUAUGCAUAAAUGUACUUCUAUAUUCACAUAUUAAUAUACAAAAAUAUAUAUAUUUUUUAAAAUAAACCUCUGUCGUACAGAAUUUGCUGCUUUUCUUAUGUAAAAACCUAAGAUGAAUGCAUGUCUUUCUAAUGAUAUAUUUUUCUGUGUAGGAUAUUGUUUUAAAAGAGGUGAAUGAGCUGGAUGCAAAGUACAUUGCCACAGUGUGUGGAAGCUUCAGGCGGGGUGAGCUUAUAUCUUUCUUUGUCUAAAUCCCAAAUAUUGCUAUUGCACAGUUGUAUCAUUAAAGUAUAGUGCAUUUGGACUCCUGAACUGUAUUAAUAUUUGAUUAUGAAUACCUCAUGAUGCAAAGCAUAUAUCAUUGAUCAUAAUGGUCAAGUAUAUAUCACACUGCCCAAUAACAUAUUAGGUUAAAAUGUACCUCCUGUCAAGCUCUGAGAAUGGUGCCAUCACACUGCCUUUCUCGGUUCUACACUAACAUGACACCAACCCUCAGCUCAGUCAUGUUAGCGAUGGCGGGAGGUGGAGAGUGCCUGUGACAGAGUAGAAGAACUACCUGUGUAAUGUGUACCACUAAAACACAUAUUCCUUGCGUAGUUACAGCUCAUUUAAAGUCCCUAUGUGAUUAGUAUAUGGUAGAAAUUAAAUGGAUACUCUAAGCCAGGCAUAGGCAACCUUCGGCACUGCAGAUGUUUUGGACUAUAUCUCCCAUGAUGCUUUGCCAGCAUUAUGGGGGAUGUAGUCCACAACAUCUGGAGUGCCGAAGCCUGCCUACCCUUGCUCUAAGAAAGUCCUAGCCACAUCUCACCGAGCAUCCCCACCAAGUGAUUUCACACCUAAAUGGCAGAGAAUUGAACCAAACUGCAGGGGCAUGAUCUAUACACCAAACCUGCUUCAUUAAGCUAAAGUUGUUUUUGGUGCUUAAAGUAUCCUUUUGAGCAUCACAAAAAAAGAUAAUUGAUUAUGGUGCAAAUAACUUAUUGUACUAAUGCAAUAUAUGGAAAAUAAAAGAUUACAAACAAAUAAAAAACCCUCACAAAUUUAAUGCUUUUAGUCCACUGAGAACAGGUAGAAGCUUGGUUUAGUGAUUAAUUUAGAUCAGCGGUAGGCAACCUUGACACUCCAUUAUACUCUUACAGCUAAAAUGAUAGCAAACCAUCAGGGAAGCAUAGUUUACAGCAUCUGGAAUGUCAAAGGUUGCCUAAUCCUGGCUUACAUAAAACAAGUGAUGGUUUCUACAGGUAAAAUUAUCAGCAGGUGUUUUUCUAUGUGGCAGACUGUGUAUCUAUUGGUUUUGUGGCUUAAAGGGACACUAUAGGCACUAUAACAACUUAUUUUAUUUGUUUUGUUAUUUAGUUCUUUGGAUCACUAAUUAGAGGGUUUGGAAGCGCAGCUUCAAGCCCUCUGAAAAUGAGCCAUGACUCUCUUACUUCCCAACUAUAAUACUGUUAUAUACUGUGAUGUCACGUGCCCAUGUGCAGUACCGUCAACGUCGGCCAUAGAGAAUCGCUAUAUUCAAUGAUUCUCUAUGGCAGAAAUGUGUUCUCUCCCAAGGAGCAUCUCUAAUAGGAGCAUUAGAUUCGCCCAUCAUCCUGGCAGCAUGCUUCCAGAAUGAUGCAACCCGAGGAGGAGGUCGUGGCAGCUAGAGAUAAGGUGAGUAAUUGAUAAGGGGCAUCAGAGCUGCAGCACUAGGAAUACAGAUAUGUAUUCCUACAUCUACAGUGUACCUUAGUAAUAUGUUUGCUAUACUAUGAAUUACACAGUUAUGGGUUCCCUGUCAGAAGUGCGGUACACUUUCAUAGUGUUCAACAGUUUUAUUUAUGUAUUUUCUUGCAAUUUUACACAUAACUAAAUUUGGAAUCUGUAGUACAAUUUUUGUCCCAGUCAUGUGGAUGUGACUUCAGAAUCCAGUACUGGUCCUUAAAAACAGACAUGAACAUGUUUUCUAAUUUCUUUCUGUAAAGAUAUUUCAUAUUCUACAAAUGUUUAUAUUCCUUAUGUUUAAUUCAUCAGGUGCAGAAUCCAGUGGGGAUAUGGAUAUUCUUCUAACGCAUCCAAAUUUCACGUCACAGUCUACCAAACAGGUCCGUAAUCUAUCUAUUUAUUUUUUUUUAAAGUUGAUCUUGGGAGCAUAGAGAAACAAAAAAUGUAGCACGUCCAAAAGUGGCCUAAUUUAUUAAAUCUGAAAAUUAUGCAUGGCCGUACAGACCGAAUGUACUGAACCAAAGUGAAUAUGUAGCAUGCCCGAAUGUAGGCCAGAUGUUCUGACCGACCGUGAAUAUGUAGCGUGGCCGAAUGUACUGAACCAAGUUAAUAUGUAACACAGCCAAACGGACGCCGAAUGUACUGAAAGCAUAGUGAAUAGGUAGUGUGGCUGAACGUAGACCAGAUGUACUAAACAUCAUGAAUAUGUAGUGUGGCAAAAUGUACAUGUGUAUGUCACGUGGCUUCUUACCAUGUCGUGGAUGCCGCUCAGGUCUGCCUCCCAUGUGGCCCCUUCUCUCUGUGGCAUUCUAGUAUAUGCUAACUGCUUCUCGACUGAGCCGUUUGUACCCUCUGAUAGAGUUAGUGACACAAAAGUGCUUGUGUCAACGGUGCACACACGUUUUGGCAUCACGAGGCGGUACUGACCUCUUAUGGCUAACUUGUUUUGGCUUUCCUUCUGACACCCUGCGUGGUGUCCAUUUACUUAUUAUCAGAGAGCACGUUAAUCUUGAAUUACUCCUUAGCUUUUUAGACCUUGGCUUAUUAUUGACUAUUCUUCUUUCUACUAUCCUUGACCUUUUGGCCUGUCUCAUUCUGUAUCUCUGACUUUGGCUUGUCUGAGACUAUUCUAUUUUGACAUUAAGUCCGGCCACUCUAAGGCCCAGUAAUACGUAUUUUUUAUUCGCAAUUAUUUUAUCUUUAGUCACUACUAAGGCACUGUGUGUUCUUUUAUCUUGACAAUAUGUAGAGCAGUUUAGGCUGAAUGUACUGAACCACAGUGUAUAUGUAGCAUGGCCGAACAUAGGCUGAAUGCAUGGAACUACAGUGAAUAUGUAACAUGGCCCAGCGAAAUACUGCAGGUCUCCACCGCACAGACUGUCCCAUAUAAGUUCAUACAGAAUAAUACUCAUAUAGCAAUGUUAUUCGUAUUGGCACCUAGGCCCAGUAGGGGUCUUGACAUGAUGUUUAGCAUAAAGUAGUAGCUAAUGAAACACUCUGAACAAAAUGGCCUAGCACAGUAUGUUGACUGAUCAGCGAAUAUGCAGACUAAGCCUAAAUAUAGUUUUAAGCAUACACUUUAAAGCCGAUUACGUAAGCAGAAUAUAACAGACUUCAUGUGGUCAGACAUUAUUGUAUAGCCGGUUGUGUUUUCUAAAUUUUAUUAAUCUUAAUGCUACAGCCUAGGCCCAACAAACGUGCGACCUAGUAUAACCUGCAGUUUAAAGUUGCAGACAGUUCCUAGUACAAGCCUGUAGUACUCACUUGAAUUUAUACCUAUGCAUAGUCAAUGAUGUCAUCAGAUCAGCAAACGUGCAACAUAAGCCUAAUUAUGGUUUUAAGCAUACACUAUGAAGUCGGUGACUUCAGCAGAAUGAUAGAAUUCAUGUGGUCAGAUGUUACUGUAUAGCCUGUUGUGUUUUUUUUUCUUUUCUUAAUUUUAUUAAUCUUAAUGCUAUAUGCAUAAUCUAUGAUGUCAACUGACCAGCAAACGUGCAGACUAAGCCUAAUUAUAGUAUUAAGCAUCCACUUUGAAGUCGAUGACUUAAGCAGAAUAGGAUAGAAUUCAAGUGGUCAGACGUUUUUGUAUAGCCUGUUGUUUAGACUGUAUCUAAUGUGCCAAGAAUUGGGCAAAGUCCUGCUAUAGCCUAAUCUUACUUAAACUAACAGUAAAAAUGUGCAAGAACUAAUAUAUACCUCACUGUACUUAAUGUUUGAAAAAAGCAUGAGGAUUGCCUUUGGGGUACCGCAUGCACGUUCUGUUAAGUUUCUUUGCACUACAAAAAUAAAGAAUAAAAAAAAAAAAAAAAAAAAAAUAUGUAACAUGGCCAAAUGUAAAAUGUUAAAGUGGCACUGUAGGGACUACUAGGGAGUUAAGUGUCAAUCCCAACAGCCGCCAUCAGUGACGGCUGCAGGGUUCCUCCAUACAACUAUGACGUCCACUCUGAAAAGAACCUGCGGGAGCAAGAUGACUGCGCCUGUGGGGGACAGCUUCAGAUAAGUAAAUCUCACCUUUACUUGCAUAUUCAGUGGGUGAGGUGGGUUUUCUGCAAACCGCUUGGUAGUGAAAGAGUUAAGAGGUUUUUCCUUGCUGUUGGAGGAAAGCUUACAUCUUUUGACCAUAAAUUAGUACAAAAAUGUGUACUGUGUGGAUCAUUAUUAUACUUACCAUUUAUUUAAAGUUUGGUAAAUUUCUCAUCAUGUCUGAUUGGAUUAUCGUGGGUAUGCAUAAUGACUGUCAUUACUAAUUUGGUAUCCAUGUCCCCCCAUUAAAGUCCCUACGUGUACUUUAAUGUUUUAAUCUUAAUCUUUAAUCUUUUAACCUAAAACCUUGACAAUUGACUGUAUAAUUGUACACCUUGUUGCCACUACAGAAUCUCUAUAUUUUUAAGCUUGUAUAAAGUAAUUUGUUGAACUUUGCGUUAAGUAAAUUGAAGCUUUUGCUUUAAAUGAAAAUGCAGUAUAUUUUUCAAUCACAUGAAUACUUUGACUAACACAUUUGUGGUUAACCAUAGAUUGUCCAUAAAUGGAAUUUAACAAGAAAUAUCAUGGAUAAAACAAUGGGUAAUAUAACAAAACAAAAUAGCCCCUGCCUUUUACACAGUGCAUCACUGUUCCUCAGAGAUACGUGCUCCUUAGUUUGACUAAGCAGUAAUGAGAAAACCAAAUAAAACUGUACCGAGUUCUGCUUUAUAAAAUAGUUACGUAUUUUGUUGUUAUGCAGGUAAUCUAAGAAAAUGAAACAAUAUGAGGAUUAUGUUAUUUCUAAACGAUCUAUAUUUAUAUACUCUACUCCCCAGCCUCACCUAUUGCACCAAGUAGUGCAGUGCUUGGAGGAGUGUGGAUUCAUUACAGACACACUGGUGAAGGGAGACACCAAAUUCAUGGUAAGUCUGCUAACCAAGGCAGCUAGCAACUGAAUUUAUCUUUUUGAAGCUGAGGGCCUGCUUUAAUCAGGCAUUUAAUUUGCAAUUGGUUUUUCCUACAGGGUGUUGGCCAGCUGCCAUCUGAUGGAGAUAAAGUACAUCCAUUCCGCAGAAUUGACAUAAGGUAAGUGAAGUUCUUCUUCCUGGGGCCAUCUCUCCUGUUGAGCUCAGGUUUUGUUCAUCCUGUUCAUUUUGAUAUUGAAGAGACAAGGACUUGUUGGUCAGGGCUGGGUCCUAUCCUGAGCAUCAAUAUUGUUAAAGACCUUGGACCACUCCACAGAGGGCAGUGGUAAGAGGACGAGUGAGUAGAACAUUAGCAAAUUGCCAUUAUAUGAGUAAAUAUUCAGGAAAGGCUGAGGAAACCUGAAGAAAUGUCCACUCGCUAUUGAAAAUGUUGUAUAGGUAAGGUACAAUGGGCCCCUAUUUUGUUUACCUGUCUGGUGCCAGUGAUCAGUUUAUGCAUAUCACUUGCAUUUUGAACUCUCCCACAAGUAUCUGCUGCAGCUUAUGUGAAGUAAAGCAAAUUAUUGAAUGCACUACUAAUACAAAUUAGAUUUGUUUAGUUUUAAGACUUUGGCGCACAAUGACAAUUUUUUUUUUUUAAUUUAGAAUUUUAAACAAAUACAUGUGUUUAAGAGGAUUAUAUAAGCACCCAUGCCACUUUACCUCAUUGGAGUGAUCUGGGUGCACUGUCCCUGCCCUCUUAGCCCUGCAAUGUAAAACCUUUAUAUUGCAGGGUUAACGCUGAAUUUAGGCACCUUCUUUUGUUUCACUGAAACAGCAGGAAGUGCCUGCUGUUCACAUCUGUGAAAUGAUGCUGAACUUCCUCCCGCAUUAGGACGUCCAGCGUCAUCUAAGUCACCAAAGGAAAGCAUUGAGUCAGUUUUUUUCCUAUUGGGAAGGCCUAAGGCGCAUGCCACCCAUGUGCAUUAGGUUUUCACCCAUCAGCUAAUGUCAUAGAAGGUGGAGCCCAAUGCAGCGCCGGGUGAUUUCAUAAUAGAAUCAGGAAAAUGUUUAAAUGGUUAUUUAACCCUUUGAUGGCUGCGGAGGCAGAGGGACACUUUAAUGUUAGGAAUACAGUUUUGUAUUCUUAACACUAUAGUGUUCCUGUAAUAAAUAUUAAUAUGGGGGUUAUCAGGGCAGGAGGAGUAAUCAAUACUGCUCUUUAUAAAUAAUAUACUCAUGAUGCAUCUUGUAUAAAGUAUACAAUUUUUACGAUCGAGGAACAUAAAUCAGUAGAAGUCAAGGCUAUCUCAUUGGUUUGUGUUUGACAAACUCGUAUAUCAGAGGCAGCCCUCAUAAAACAAACUAAAACUAGUCCACUAUAAAAAAAAAAACGUGCACUCGUGUGUUUGCCUCUUUCUGAUGGUUGUUCCUUUUGAAGGUUUUACAAGUGAGAAUUCAAAUUGCAUUUCAUGUUUAAGGCCAAAGUAGCUGAUAUUAAUGCAUAGCUGAAUUGGAAAGAAAUUCUGGUUCAGCUGUUUUGACCUUACACUUUCGAAAUCUCACUUCAGUGAAUAACUGUUAGUAAUGGGCAUUUGAGGAUGUUUUAUAGGAGCUUAGCAUUAUAGCAGUCAUUGUUUUUACUUGACACUUUGCACUAGAAGGGCAAAUAUCAUUGCUAUAUACAACUAAAGCACUUUAGCUUGCUGUAGUGCUUUAUGAGUGAAGAGUGUGUCGUUAUAUUUUUCAUUGGCACUUUUAUAAAUUAACGAUCAGUACAAUGGAGGGCACAUUUUACAAACUGUUGAAAUAAAAAUUGAGACUCCAGACACACAAAGCACUUUAGAAAGCCUUUAACUAUCUUCUGUGAUAAGUGUUCUUUGUGGAAUAAAGACGCUAGGAUUAUCUUUUUUAGAGUUGCUGCUCUUUCUUCCAUAUUACAUCCUACAACUUUUCUUUUUCUGUUUCUUGUUAGAUUGAUUCCAAAAGACCAGUAUUACUGUGGGGUUCUCUAUUUCACUGGCAGUGAUAUUUUCAACAAGAAUAUGCGUUCUCAUGCUCUGGAUCAAGGCUUUACUUUAAAUGAAUACACUCUUCGUCCGCUUGGAGUCACAGGUUUGUUUAGGAAUACUAGGAGACCGUGGUACUCUCCAGUUUGUCUUAAAAAUGCUAGUAAAUUAUUUCUGUAUGCCCUUAGUAAGGUGAAUCAGAUGUUGUUUUUAGGGUAAUACUGUGCCCCUGCAUGUAUCCUGGCACCUGUAAUGCUCCUAAUACUUUGUACAGUGUCCGAUGCUGUCAAGCAGUUCUCUCUGGCUGUUCCUACAGUGAGACAUAUAGUUCUUAUACCAAUUGCAAGUGAAACAAAGUAAUCUAUUCUGUACACUUCCACAAACAUUUUGAGUAUUUCCCUUUCUAAAUUUAAAAAAAAAAAAAUGUUUUUGGGAAUUUUAAUGUGACAAUGUUGGUAUAUAUCUAUUUCUACUAACUGAAUUGUGUAAUUACCAUUAGAUCUUUCAGUCCAGAAAUUGUGUACCCACAAUAUUCUGUACAUGCAGGCUUGACAAAUUGUUUAUCCACUUAACCAGCAAUUGUGUAGAAUUGACAAGUCAGUUUCACAUUUAGACCAUUUAGCUCUCUGCUAUUCUCUCGUGGUUAAUUUGACGGUCACUGAUUACGUUUUCUUCUCUCAUUGCAGGGAUAGCUGGAGAGGCUCUCCCUAUAGAUAGCGAGAAAGACAUCUUUGACUACAUCCAGUAUAGAUACCGUGAGCCACAUGAGCGGAGCGAAUGAAUUGAAAAUAUCUGCACUAAUACAUUUCAUUUCCUGAUUGUUACUGUUCUCCAUAUGUAACCCUCCAGUGGUGAACAAUACAUUAGUUGUAUGCAUUCAUGAGUUAUAGGUAUCUUACAGAAACAAUGAUUUAUUUGAGUGUGUAUGUGUGACUCCAUUUAAUCCUUAAUGGACUAUAUACGGUUGUUUUACAUUUUAAGUGACCAUAUUGUUUGGAGGGAGGGUUUCCCUCUUGGGGAGAGGGUGUUUGUUUGUUUUUUAAAAAGAGAUGUCUCGUUAUAGUAAUCAUGCAAUGAUAUUAUCUCCAAAGACAGUGUUCACCACAUCUGAUAAUCAGCAGAGAUAUAACCCGUUGUCAUUCUAGGAGUAAUGUUCUUGUGAUGUUCUCAUAGAAGAGGCAGGUGCUGAUAACUUCAUAUGUUUUUACAUGUAAGCUUAAAGGAACACUUAAGGCACCAACACAACUUUUAGCCUACCUGUUUAGAUUUAGCUUCCUUAAUGAAUGAAUGAAUUGAAAAGGUAGUUUUACUUGAACCAAUCUCAGUGCAGCUACACAACCUCUCCGGCUGAGACCAUCAGCCUUGAUGAUAUUAGCCAAUCCAAUUCUUCCCUAUUGGGAAGCAUUAGGAGGCAAGUGUUCAUGCGAACCAAAUACUCAGAAUCACUACAGUAAUCUUUACUGGUUCUGGUAACUAUAGUGGCCAUUUAAGCAUCUGUCCAGUGGGAGCUGGGCUGUGGGUGACAAUUUCUUAGCGCCGAAGGAUUCCAGGCAUUGGAACUAUAAAAUAAAUUGUUAUAGCACUCAGUGUGUCCCUUUGAAAGCUGGAAAAAUGAACUACAUUUUCUAGAAAUACUAAAGAAAUACUCAACGGUCUGCUGUAAAGAUAUUGCAUCAUUAUGAUUGGCUGAUCAUUUCCUUGUCUGGGCAAGGAUCACUGCUGAAAGUUUAAAGACUGUGAAUUAAUUACAGGUGCAGCAACUUCAAAUAUGAGGUUUGGGGGGUUUUUUUUUCGUUGUGAUCAGUCCCACCCAUAUGGACAUAUUUAUUCCGUGAGAGGAUUUGAAUGCCUGUCAUUUUUCAUGUGGGUAUUAUUUUAGGAUAGCCACAAAGCUUUUUGUUUACAUUUGAAGCUUAUUGUAUUUUAAAAUAUUUGUAUCUUAUGGAAGCCAAUAAGCUAAGGGAAUGUAGCUGCUAAACAGAACUCUCAUUAUGAUGGAGAUUUUCUACAUUUCUUGUGUGAUGUUAAUAGAGGUCAUAAUUAUGAAGGCUUUAUGGCGUUUUAACAAGACAUGCUCUUAUUUGUCUUGCUUUUAGAUUUCAAAGGCCCAGAACCUUCCUAUUUAUAUGUGCUUUGUUAAUGUAAUCUAAAUUACUGUAACAUGAGGCUCAAUAUUGCUAAAUAUUUUCCUGUUAGUACAGGUGCUGGGUUGGUGAAUUUCUUAUUAAAACCAUGAGAUUGCUAUUAAAUGUAUCCCCCUUUUAGUCCUUGUGU
Messenger RNA from Pelobates cultripes (western spadefoot toad), 16624 nucleotides. Lineage: Eukaryota; Metazoa; Chordata; Amphibia; Anura; Pelobatidae. The record is from the annotation of a GenBank genome assembly.